Messenger RNA from Brassica napus (rape), 2765 nucleotides. Its product is annotated as serine/threonine-protein kinase BSK2-like. The record is from RefSeq and is a predicted model, not a curated record. Gene Ontology annotation, biological process: brassinosteroid mediated signaling pathway; protein phosphorylation. Gene Ontology annotation, molecular function: protein kinase activity; ATP binding. The transcript has 3 exons. The coding region runs from base 2003 to 2581 and encodes 192 amino acids. NCBI's taxonomy places the organism in Eukaryota, Viridiplantae, Streptophyta, Magnoliopsida, Brassicales, Brassicaceae.
UAUCCGUGCAUGAGCACGGAAAAAUCACCUAGUAUUCAAUAAUGUGAAAAAGGCUUAUGUUAUUUUUAAGCACAUGAAAGUUUAUUUUCUCUGAAAGAUUUUUUUAGUAGCUGAAUGUUAGCUUUACAUAUCCAUAGGUAAAUAACCAAAAUGCCUCAGCAUAGAGGAGACACUACUUCCAACUUCUAGCAUGCAAUAAAAUGAAUUAACUAGAGAAGCAAACUAGCUCUCUGGUUAGACAAAAAGGCUUAUGUUAAGUACAUGCAAAUUAAGGUACUCACUCCGUUUCAAAAUAGAUGAUGUUUUGGAAAGUUUUUGAUGUUUCAAAAUAGAUGAUGUUUUGAAUUUUUAUAUUAAUCUUAGUUUUAUUGAAAAGUGUGUGACCAAUGAUGUUUUAUAUUUAUCUUUAAAGAUUGGCUGAAUUAAUUUUGGUUUAUAUUUUUAAUGUUACUUUUUAGGAAAAAGUGUAUACCUUAAUUCUUGUGCAUACAUCCAAAACAUCAAGUAUUUUGAAACAUACACGCACACAGGAGUAUUUUGUUUCGCUUAAAUGUAAUGUUUUGUUAUUUGAAACUUAGCAGCUUUUGAUUGGCGUUUAGACUUUCCUGUGAGGAUUUUCUGUAAAGAGUAUGUCUUAGCACUGUUGGUUGGUAAUAUAUAAUCUUUCAAAACAUUCAUCUUAUGGUAAAUAAUCUUUUGAUUGGAUAUAUAUGUUAAAUCAGAAACUCAAAAGCUAAUUUUUUCUCCAUUGUUAUCCAAAAAUAUAUUCUUACUCUUUCUGUGGUGACUUCAGUUUUCAUUCUUCUUUUACCUCUUCUCCUUGUACAUAGCACCAAUGCCAAACAUAAUAUAUCAUCCAAACUCACUCAGAGGGAGAGACAAUAUUCUCUCGGCAUAAUCAUUUUUGAUUAUCAACUUACUCUUUCACAUUUCCCAUUGCUUGGAAGAAUCUCAUUUCUUUUGAUGGGUUGUUUCCAGUCCAAAGAUGCUGAUCAUGUGAUCACUUCUCCUGAUCAUCCAUCAGUUCAGCACCAAUUAGAAUCAGGUUGACUCUAGUUUGCUUCUUAGUGGAAGUGUAGAUUAGUUUGUCUUUUGCCUAGUUUUGUCUUAACUCCUGUGUGCGUGUGUUUUAAUGAUUGGGGUGUUGGUGUAAAGUAAGAAUGAGAUGGAAAGUGUAUACCUCUCUGAACUACACUCCAAUAACUCCCCUAAGCCUUUUUUUUUUAAUGAUGAAACUGUUUUUGUGAUGCAGUAACUGAGGACCAAGUGGAGCAGGAGAGUCAGGUACCAUGUUUCAAACGCUUUGCAUUACGUGAACUGUACGAUGCAACAAAUGGGUUUAGUGGCAAAUGCAUUGUCCCUGGAGGUGAGAUGCAAGCUCUCAAUCUGGUUUACGGAGGAAUGAUCGAAGGCACUGGUCUCGUCGCCAUCAAGCGACUCUCUAAAUUGACUUGGCCUGAUGCUCAGCAGUUUGUGGUAAGAAUCGUACAAGGGCUAAUUCAGAACUUGAGCUUUUUAUAUUAUGUUCAUUGAUCAUUAAAUGACUAGUCGAAGAUUGAAGCGGUUUAUAUAGUUGUAGAAGUGGAAAAUAAUACAUUAGCUAAUGAUUCUGAAACUGUAGCUACCAUAUAUAGUUUUAUUAGAUUCUAUUGUAUUUGAAAAACAAAGAUGCUUUGGAACUUUGUUCUGUCUGUUUAUCUUGUCUGAAUUGUAAUAGUUGAUCUUGCGUUGACUAUCGUUUUGACUUGUGGAAUCAGGAUCAGGCGACUGCUGUUGGAAAUCUUAGGUCCAAGAGAUUGGUCAAUCUGCUUGGUUAUUGCGUUGAAGGUGGCGAGAGAUUGUUGGUGGCUGAGUAUAUGCCCUAUGGUACUCUCUCAAAGCAUCUUUUUCAUUGUAAGAUGUUCCUCUAAUCUUUUAUCUGACUACUUCCCUUUUGAUCUUCCCUUAGAGAAUUGAUGCUCUCUUUUGUUGUGUAGGGAACAGACAGGAAAUUCCUUGGGAAAUGCGUGUUCGAGUUGCAUAUUAUAUCGCACAAGCACUUGAUUACUGCAACAUUGAAAACCAAAAGAUCUAUCAUGAUUUAAGUGCAUCCAGAAUCCUCUUUGAUGAGGACGGUGAUCCUCGUCUAUCAACGUUUGGUCUUAUCAAGAACAGUAGAUACGGAACAAGAUAUAGCACUAACUUGACUUACACUCCACCAGAGUUUUCAGAAACAGGUAUAAUCAUUCCUGAAAGUGUGAUUUACCAUUAUGGAAAUGUUCUUAUAGAACUUGUGAGCGGCAAACACAUUCCACCGAACCAUGCUUUUGAUAUCAUAAUGGAGAAAAAUGCGAUGCUACUCAUGGAUUCAUCACUUGAAGGGAGAUUUGAGAGUGAAGACGCGACUAAGCUUCUUAAUCUUGCUUCAAAAUGUCUUCAAAAGAACCCGGAAGAUCGACCUGAUACUGAAUCUCUUGUCUCUGCAGCAGCACCACUACAAAAACUGGAAGAGGUUAAAGAAUCAUGUAAGAAAUACUCAAUAUUUCUUUUACCAAAUAAUGAAUUUUUGUGUUUUAUGUUCAGAUUUCAUCUCAUUUCUUGAUGGGUCUGCCUAAGAAUCCAGUGUUACUACCAUUCAUGCCUUCUCCUCUCAGAAAGGCUUGUUCUCGGAUGGACCGCGCUUAACUGGUUUAAACAAAGAACUCGGGAGAAAGUGCCUUCAGAGACAAGGACUUCACUAACAUAUCUUGAUUAAAUCUUAUUCAAAAGUACUCUAUCCGUUUCAU